AUGAAAGUCUAUUUUAUUCAACAGCUCUAUUGCAUGCUUCUCUUGACCCACCACGCCUUUGUACUCGCCACUUUGGACCCAGGAGGUGAAAGGAUUCCUAGAGUACUUUUGGAUUUAAACGAGUUCCCGCCGGAUGAACCUCCUAGCACGCCUCGAUUCUGUCUUUUCCAACCAAAUCCUCCCUCAGAUGCUUCACAGGAAGAUUCUGCCUCACAGAGCGACCAGGUGGGACUGCACUGGUUGGCCUCUACCUCAGACACCGUUCCGGUGAACGAUCGUCCGACUAGGUCCCACAAGCGCAAGAAUGUUGAUGCUACUAAAGAACACGAACAAACAAUGGCGCCGAUUGAACUGGACAAAAGACUGAAGGCUUGGUUGAAAUACCCAAAGGACUGGCCAGCCGAGAAUGCGAUUAAACCGAAAGGUAUCACUGCUACCGCUGCCAAAUCGCGACAACAAGAAAAGCAAACAAUUGAAAGUUUCCAAAGCACGCCGAAUGAUCGAAGUAAGCACAUCAGGCCCAGCCGACUCGAAGAGAAUGAAAGAAAACGUGUACUGUUCAAUGUUAAAGACUGGGGUUUUGUCAGAAAAGAUUCGAACAUUCAAAGUGAUGAGGAUUCGCAGAGCGCGAGAAACCACGCUGAGAAUUUCUUCCAAGCCAAGAGAGAAACAAAAAAGAAAACCGAGUCAGGACUCUUCAACAAAGAGCUUCAUCAGACCAGUAAUGAAUAUGAGGAUCACCACAACGCAUCCCAGGAAUCUCACAUCGCCUCUUUUUUCCAAGUCAUGAGAAAACUUAAAAGAGCAACCGAGUUAGAACUCUUUAAUGUAGAGCUUCAUGAAACUAGUGAUGAAUAUUUCUGGAUUCCAAAAGAGUACGCGUCCAAAUUCAUGAGCCUGUUUAGAGGGAUAUCAAGAACGGAAAUUCCCUAUCCAGACAUGAGAAUCUUAUCAGAAAACGCAAGAAAUUCACAGAAGUUAAAAAUCAUAUUGAAACUGUCAGAUGAAAAACUUAGUCUUGAAGGAUACACGGUUUUUUCGAACGAUAUCGUGGAAUAUAUGGUCCCAAGACUUAAGAACAACUUGCAGUUGAAGACUUCCAAAGAAAGCCCGCGAUUAGACAAUCCAAUUUUAAAAAGAAUUGAAAUGAUAGUAAAAUUAACAAAAUGCGCCACUUUCCUGCACAUAGUCACUCUUUCUCUUUUUAACCAACACAAGAGUGGACAAUUGACAAAAGGCUACAUUGAAGAUUUUCUAAUCAUCCUCGCAAAUUUCUGGGAAGAUCUUGAAAGAGGUUCAGAAGACAUUCUCCAGCACGUUUAUGGCCGGAAGUUGUAUGGUAUGCUACACUUCACGACGAAUUGGGCCGGUAAUAAGGCUUCAUCAAAUGUCCUGGGCUACGCUUGGCAUAUUGUCGAAUACUGCGCAAAGAAAAACAACAGGUUUCACCCGCUCCAGGCAGACGGCCUCCCGGAGCUCGUCUACAAGAUAAUUUUUUAUUCCAAUUACGAAUAUGUCCUCGCUGAAGCCAAAAAGGAUGAGGUGGUUAGGGUAGCCCAGGAAAUUCUAAAUUUAAAUGUGAUACGAUAG
Puccinia triticina is the source of this 1590-nucleotide messenger RNA. RefSeq lists its product as uncharacterized. The record is from RefSeq and is a predicted model, not a curated record. The coding region runs from base 1 to 1590 and encodes 529 amino acids. NCBI's taxonomy places the organism in Eukaryota, Fungi, Basidiomycota, Pucciniomycetes, Pucciniales, Pucciniaceae. The transcript has a single exon.